AUGCCCUUGGCACGGCGAGCGCGUGGGAAUGCCAUCAACGCGGCCGCCGAUAGCCGCUCCAUCAUGAGCGGUGGCAACGGUCGCACAGCCACUCCCGUCAAAGGCUGCAGCACCUGCACGAAACGUCGCAUUCGAUGCGACCUGACGCAGCCAACGUGCAAAAAAUGCGAGAAGAAAGGCCUCACCUGUCCGGGUUACGGCCCUCGCCUGCGAUGGGCUGGAGGGGUGGCGGUCCGCGGCAGGCUCAAGGGUCAGAACGUGCCGCUGCCCGGGACGAAGCCCAGCGGUCUGCCCAACGCUCUGCCCAGCGGUCUGCCCAGCGGUCUGCCCGGCGGUCUGUCCAACGGCCUGCCCAACGGUGCCCCGACCAGCAGUCCGACCAGCAGCCUUGCCGGCCCGCCGUCGUGGCGGAGUGUCGACGACGACGACGACAGGGGCGAGGAGGGCGUGCCCGUGCCUGGUCAUGAUGCCCUCGGCCCGGAUCCUCGUGGCCCCAGCCCUGACGCGGCCGCCGACGCCGCCGUGGGCUUUGCCGACGCUGCCGCCGAGGGGGCGGCCCCCCGCCGCGAGACGGUGACGCCGGCGUGCCUCGACCAGACGCUGCGCAGGUCGGCGCGCGAGUUCAUCGAGUACUACGACAAGAACAUCGCCGGCCUCAUGGUCUGGUUCGACUCGACCGACAACGACUACCGCAGCAGCGUCCUGCCCCGCGCCGCCAACACGCCCGGCCUGCGCCUCGCCGUCGCCGCCAUCUCGGCCCACCACGGCGGUCUGACCUUUGACCACGAGAUGCCGCGCUUCUCCGAGGCGGCCCGUGACGCCUGCCUCAACCUCAUCCAGGAGCACGUCAAGGACAUGACGGGCCGCCUCACCGGCGGCCUCGAGCUGACGAGCCAGUCCGACAUGGCCGACGCCGAGUGGAUGCUGGCCGCCAUCCUCAUGAUCUCGACGUACGAGAUGGCCAACGGCCAGACGACGGCGGCCGAGAGCCACCGGAUGGCGGCCCGGACCAUCGCCAACGUCUUCGGCCACAACGACGCCUGCCGCACCCGCGUCUUCGACUUCCUGCGCAACCAGCUCGCCGUCCUCGACGUGCUCUCGACCUCGACCUCGUUCGAGCUCGCCGACGUCGAGAGCACCGUGCUGCCGCCCGCGAGCAUGGCCGGCGGCCUCUUCGCCCAGUACCUCACCCUCGUCCACCACGUCACCCUCGUCUCGCGCCGCCGCAUGCACGCCGCCGCCGGCGUCGACGCCAUGUCCAUCGGCCCCGACCUCACCCCGACCAGCGUCCGCGCCCGCUUCGAGCAGGCCCGGGGCGCCACCCUGCUCGCCGCCGGACGCCUUCGCAUGCCGUCGGCCGUGAGCCGCGACUUCAUCCGCCUCGUCGACAUCUACCACCACGCCGGCAUCCUCUACUCGUACCGCUGCCUCGGUCUCGUCGCCCUCGAGCCCGUCGACCGCGCGUCGUCCCUGGUCAAGCUGUUCGAGCAGCUCGCCGCCCUCGAGGACGUGACCAUGUGCGCGCCGAACCUGCCCUGGCCCGCCUUUGUCGCCGGCACCGAGUGUCGCGACGACGUCGAGAGACGAGAGGUCAUCGCCACCCUCUUCGUCACCAUGACCGACGCCACGGGCUUCAGCCACUUCACCGACGUCCUGCGCUUCCUCCGCACCUUUUGGGGCGGCGACGACGCCAACUGGCAGCCGCUCGCCCGCGACCUGCAGCGGAAGGGCUUCCGCAUCCUGCCGCUCUGA
Messenger RNA from Drechmeria coniospora, 1752 nucleotides. RefSeq lists its product as uncharacterized. Gene Ontology annotation, biological process: positive regulation of transcription by RNA polymerase II. Gene Ontology annotation, cellular component: nucleus. Gene Ontology annotation, molecular function: DNA-binding transcription factor activity, RNA polymerase II-specific; transcription cis-regulatory region binding; zinc ion binding. NCBI's taxonomy places the organism in Eukaryota, Fungi, Ascomycota, Sordariomycetes, Hypocreales, Ophiocordycipitaceae. Bases 1 to 1752 code for a protein of 583 amino acids. The record is from RefSeq and is a predicted model, not a curated record. The transcript has 2 exons.